UUCCGUUAUUGUCAUUGUGAAGUGAACAUCAAAUAACUUGUUGUGUUGUGUUGUGAAUAUGGUUGUGAAUGUGAACGGUGUUCAAUAUUAUUGUUAAUAUAUAUUACGGGCAGGGUUGUUGGGUGUAAAAACAUGGUUAUUUAUAAAUUCGUUUUUAAAUGGUUUAUGAAGAUUUAAUUUGAGCGACUAGGCCUUAAUGCAAAGACUAAAACGUUUUUUCAAAAGGAAGUACACAGGUAAUAAACAAAGGUUUUGGAACGCGCCACUGCCAAGCAUGCAUGUUAUUCCUGGGGAUGAUCUUUGCGUAUUCGAUGAGGGUAAACCUUUCGGUAGGGAUUGUGGCGAUGACGGCAAAGAAAUCUUCAAACACAGGCUUCCCGAUACUCCCGUGGGACAAUGCCCUCCAAGGGAUCAUUCUGGGGUCGUUCUUCUGGGGUUAUAUGAUGACACAGAUCCCGGCCGGCCAGCUGGCACGGAGAUUUGGCCCUAAGUAUCUCCUUGCCGGUGCCAUGUUGUUAUGUAGCGUCUCCACCAUUCUUAGUCCAUACAUUGCCACCAACUACAGCUGGGUUUUUUUCUGCUUCACCCGGGUCCUUCAGGGUCUCUCGCAGGGAUUUCUCUAUCCUUCAAUCAACACUCAUAUGGCAAAGUGGGCUCCGCCAUUGGAGAGAAGCAGAAUAUUCUCAUUUGUUUUUGGAGGUACCCAGUUUGGCACAGUGGUCACACUGUUUGUGGCAGGCUACCUAGCAGCUGGGCCUUACGGGUGGCCAAGCAUCUUCUAUGUGACGGGUCUGUGUAGCGGACUGUGGGCCAUAGCUUGGCUCUUCGUUGGAGCAGAUUGUCCUGACUCUCACAUCUCUAUCUCAGAGGAGGAGAGGAUCUACAUCAAGUCUACUCUCGUCAGCAACUCCGACAAGAGCAGUGCUCUGCCGACACCUUGGAAGGAUAUUGUUACUUCUGUGCCGAUGUGGGCGUUACUCAUUGCUCACCUGGGCCAGAACUGGGGCUUCUGGAUGUUACUCACCAUGAUGCCGAGCUACAUGAGUCAUGUGCUCGGGUUUGACAUUAAAAGUAAUGGACUGAUCUCUUCCCUCCCCUACAUGAUGAUGUGGGCUCUCACUCUUAUCUUCUCCUGGGUCGCUGACUACAUUAAUGAGAAGAGGAUCCUGUCUCUCAGUGUGUCUAGGAAAAUGUGGAACACAAUUGCCCACUGGGGUGGUGCGAUAGCCUUACUAGGACUUUCAUUCAUCUCUAGUGUGUUUGGCGCAGUGGCAUUACUGACCGUGUCUGUAGCCCUCAAUGCAGGAGUCUACAUGGGCUUCCUCACCAACCAUCUCGAUCUUUCACCCAACUUUGCUGGACUUCUGAUGGGGAUCACUAACGGACUGGCUAAUGUCACGUCUAUCCUGGGACCAAUGAUUACAGGCUUUAUUGUGUCUGAUGAGACAAGCAAAGAGCAGUGGCUGAUUGCCUUCUACUUGGCAGCACUCGUAUUUUUCAUUGGCAAUUUGGUAUUCAUCAUAUUUGGGUCAACUGAAGUUCAACCAUGGAAUGAACCUAAGCAGGACCAAGCUAAACAUGAAAAACAGAUUGUAUGAUAAAAGUGUGGCGGUUGCAGCCCUGAAGAUCUGAGAAAGUCAGGAUGAAAAUGGCAUCUACCUUAUAGACUUUACCACUAUGUGAUACAGGUUUUUAUUGAAAUAUUCCACAUGUAGCAAAAUCAAACGAGAUGGUAUUGAACACUUUUUGAAGUUUUAGUAUUCAAUAGCUCCUAAUUUUGUUUUUGCAUUGUAAAAUUUCUAAACAUUUCUAAGACUUUUGAUAAAAAAAUGUAUAAGUUAUAAAAAACAAUAAUAAUUUGUGAUUAAUUACUUUUAUAAGUAAUUGUACAGUUAGUUAUAAGUGUUAAAUAUUUAAAAGUAUAUGUAACAAAGAGCAGAUUUGUGCAAACAAUAUAUUUUGAUACAUGUAUUGUUUUUAAGUAUUUCAAUUUAUUCUUCACAGGGUGAUAUGUCGGUACCUUAAGGCAAUUUUAGGUACCACCGAUUCUUGGGAAAGAUGCCCGUACCAAAAACCAGAAAAAAAUGUCAGUCUAUUGAAGGCCCAGAAUGGUCAAAAGGAAGGCUCUGCACAGUGGCAUUUCUUUACAAAGCUUUCCAUUUUACUUGGUUUUCAAUUUUAGUUUAUAAUGUGAGAACGGCAAAAGUUUCUCAAAAUAAGAUGACUAUUUUGUAUGUAACCAACAUAUUUUUGCUACAUCAAAAUAUAUUUUUGUAUAACUCACUUAUAAAGAAUAAGUACCCAUUAAGGUACCAAUAGUCAGUAAAAAAGCUAGUACUUAUAAUGUCCAAACCCUGGAACCUCCAAUAGGUCAUUUGAUCACCGCCGUUCUGUCGCACCAUUGUUGAAAUCAGAUAAAAAUGGAUUGGUAAUUUAUUUUUCAUACUAUAUUCAUCGUAAUCAAUUGACUGUCUUAUAUUAAUCAUAGAUGUAAAUUUAAUGUUGUGCUAUCAAGCCAACUUGCUAGUAUACAUAUUUUGUGUUGGCAUGAUUAAAAUCUUGUUUUCUUUGUCUGCUGACUUAACAAUUCUUAAACAUUAUAGUUUAUUUAUCCCAGUCAGCUGACGAUUCAUUUUAUGAACAAACAAAUUAAUAUUCAGAUUUUAUGUUGAAUUCAUAAAAAAAUACUCAAUUCCAAGAAGUAGGUAAGGUUUCCUUAAUAAAUCCUGGCCUAAUACGGCGUCAUUAUCAUGCAGUUAGUAGCACAAUCUACAACCACAAAACUUUAGAUUUUUUGUAUAGACAUAAUAGUUAACCUGUAUCAUUAUCAAAGAACCGUUUUAUCUAGUGAAAAUUGAACAUCAAAGGGGGGGGGGGGUUAGCUCUGUGGAUCUGCUACUGGCGCUUUGUAAAUAAUAUAUUUUAUUCAUUUUUAAAUUAACUAUGAAAACUGCGGGAAAAUACAAAGAAAUAUCUACAAGGCAGUUCCAGGGUAGAAAUGUUCAUUUAAUUUUGCACAAAAGGUUAAAGGAUGUUGUAAAUGUAAGCGAAUCAGUUUAGUAAUAGUAGUUUACGCAAUGAUCGGGUAAAGAUAGUGUUAACGUUUCAACUAGAAAUUUCAUGUACGAGCCUUGCCGAGUGCCUAAAAAACUUCUACGAGUGUUGUUAGGAGUUAAGACUAUUUACACGAGUGGUGUACACUACUUUACCUACGACCGUUUUACUUUCUCCCCCUAUACCAUACGAUAUAUUGUUUUUGUCAAUAUUUUCGAGUUUGAGUUUUGAGUGGAUAUAUCCGUUUUGGAUCCCCCUGGACCCAAAAAAGUGGUUUUCGAAGUGACAGUGUGUGUGUCUGUCUGUAUGUGUUGAUGUGUACAGAGCUAAGGCCAUACCUCUGUGGUCCGAUUUUGAUUAAAUUUGGUAUGUAGGUACUAAUCUAUGGUAUCUCCAAUCAUUUUUUUUUUUAAUUUUGAUUUUUAAUGGUGAUUUCCCCAUAAAAUCCCUUAAAAUAACAGAAACAUUUAAUUUUCUCGGAAAUAGCCUGAAUGAUUUUGAUCAUAAUUUAGUAUGUUAUAGCCCUUUGAAUUCUGAACAAAACGGUUUACGGUAAUUCCCAUUGCUGUAUAAAUUACAGUUCUAAAGUUAUUGUAACUAAGUUAUUGUUAUUUUCCCAUAAAAAACCAAAAAAAUUAAUUUUUGAAAAAAGCCUGUUUUGAUUGAAAUUAGUAUGUUAUGGUCCUUAUAAUUCCAAACAAAAUAGUGCAAGCCCUCAUUGCUCUAAAAGUAACAAUUCAAAAAAUCAAAAGUUAUCGCAACUUUUGUGGUGUUCCCUAUUAAAUAUCAUAGUUGCUCCCACUGCUUAUACCCAUGAUAAAGGUUCUUGACAAGCUAAUGGGAGAAAGUAUGCGUCAGAUUGCUGACACCGUUUGUUUUAAUUAUUAAGAAUCACUACUCAUAACAUUGUACCAACCACUAUUUGCACCACUUAUUAACAAUUAAAUUGGUCUAAACAGCUGAUUAGUUGAAGUUCAAGCAUUGCAAUUUUACUUCUUUUCUCUCAAUUCUUGAAUCUCAUCUUAACUCAUUGGUCUCAUUGGUACUUAACUUGUGUUGUUGUUAAGUAAAACAAUGCUGUUAAAUGAAUCUUUUCAAUUCUAAGAACUGAAGUGAAAUGGACUUUUUAAUAAACGGUCGUAGGUAAAAUUAAAUAAUCUAAUGGGAUAUAAUUUUGUUAAUGGAUAUGAUUGAUAAAUUAAGUUUAUUUAGCAAUACGUUUCACAAUUUAUUUUUCAUUUUUCAUUUUGACUAGUAAACAUAUUUUGUUUUAAGAAAAUAAUACAAAUUAAAAGUGUGCCAAAUUGUUUUAGAAAGAUGGGAUUUAGUUUUCAAUUGCUUGUUUUUUUUUCAGUUAGCCUUACAAAUUUUUUCAACAUUUACCUUCAUUCCUCUUAUUAUAAAGACAAUAAAAUUAGGUUUAAUAAGGUUUUUUUAUUAAAACUGUAUUUUUUUAUUGUUAUUUUAGUAUUAUCGUUUAAUAUUAGAUAUUUUAUGUAAUG
Molecule: messenger RNA, 4556 nt
Organism: Macrosteles quadrilineatus (aster leafhopper)
Lineage: Eukaryota; Metazoa; Arthropoda; Insecta; Hemiptera; Cicadellidae
Product: putative inorganic phosphate cotransporter
Exons: 10
Coding region: 279-1598 (439 amino acids)
Biological process (GO): transmembrane transport; monoatomic anion transport
Cellular component (GO): plasma membrane
Molecular function (GO): transmembrane transporter activity
Source: RefSeq, a predicted model, not a curated record